AUGUUGGAUGAUAGAAAGAAAGCUUCUGCGGAACACAAGCUCGUUGUUCAGGAUUUGAACAGUGCGAAAGAACAGCAAGUUUUUUUGGAAGAGGAGGGGACUUUGGAUGAUGAUGUUACGGAAAGGGGGUUGAAUAAACUCAAGCCCAUAACCAAACUCUUGGCUUUCAUCAAUUAUACGCCCGUAUAUUUAGAAGACAUCAAACAUCAGUCUCCUGAGGCAUCCACAGUUAAACAGUCAGUAUGCUCGUUAAUCUGCAAUACUUUGAAGAAGUUCUUACCUCCGAAAAAACAUUAUCACAAUCUAGAUCAAGAAAAACAUGAAGAACCACCAUCAAAUACCAACAAGCAAGAAAAGAAAGGGUAUAAUAGGGAUGAGCUGAUAGGGUCUCAAUACAAAGCGCGCCAAAACAAAGAUGCCACAUUUAACGCAGUAUUUGAUAUGGAAGAGAUUCAGAAAGCAUGUGAAUCGUAUGGUCUAUCUUUUGCACAUCGGAUGACAUGUCUACCAGGAAUAAAAACAGUACGAUUAUUGGGAUCGAAAAUAAAAACCCGUGGCACCGUAAAAGAGGGGACAAAACAGUUAUAUGAAGCACGGAUUUUAAGAAACCCAGGCAUUAUACAAGAAGGACGAAAAACAAAGGAUGUUCUUUUUCCUGAGCUUCAAAGCUUAACAGAAGAAGUCAAGACACUUGAAUCUGUCCGUAAAAGAGAGCUAGAGUUGUUAAAAGACAGCAACUACCAAAAUAAAAUCAAGGAAUGUAAAUCAAAUGGGGGGGGGGGCAACAGAUGA
Messenger RNA from Phycomyces blakesleeanus NRRL 1555(-), 792 nucleotides. RefSeq lists its product as hypothetical. NCBI's taxonomy places the organism in Eukaryota, Fungi, Mucoromycota, Mucoromycetes, Mucorales, Phycomycetaceae. The record is from RefSeq and is a predicted model, not a curated record. The coding region runs from base 1 to 792 and encodes 263 amino acids. The transcript is spliced from 2 exons.